Microthlaspi erraticum is the source of this 501-nucleotide messenger RNA. The record is from the annotation of a GenBank genome assembly. NCBI's taxonomy places the organism in Eukaryota, Viridiplantae, Streptophyta, Magnoliopsida, Brassicales, Brassicaceae.
AUGUCAUUCAAACAAGCUUGGAGACACUAUCCAUUCACCACCUUCUUCCACAACUGCAAAGAGACCCCAGAGAACAUCAAAGAGCUUUUUGAGAAAGCUAAGGUUCAACCAACAUUCAAGACCCUCUACAAGAUCGAAGAUCCAGCCAAACCAAGAGGAGUAGUAGUUGAUGUUCUUCUAGAGAUUGGAGACACAAAGAUACCGGUGGAUUUUCAUGUUAUGAACAUCAAAGGAGGAUGUGAUACGCUCUUGAUACUAGGCCGACCUUUCUUGGCCACUGCUGGAGCUAUCAUGGACCUACCAAACAAGCAAAUCUCUUUAGCCAAUGUUGACAAGACAGUUUUCUAUCCCACCAUACCUUUUAUCUCACCCACAAAGCUGUCUUACUUCAUCACUGCUCGAGGCCGCCCAAGAGAACUACCUCACCACACCCAAGGACAGGAUGAGACAAGCACCAAAAGAAUUUGUCUCAGGCCAUGCCCUUCUCUUCUCUUUAACUAA